GGGCCCUCCUGAGAUGGUGCAGCGAGGUACGGGGCAGCCUCUCCUGCAGUGUCCAACCAUGCAGUGCCCCCACGGUGGAGAAGGGGUGGCCACUAAAGUGCCCUGGGACAGUCGCCAGCUGGGCCUGACCCUGAGCAAACCCACGCAGCCCUCUGAGCUCCCCAGACCCUCCCCAGCCUCUGCCCACUUUAGAGUAAGGGAGGAUCUGAACCCGGCUCCCUCGGCUGGUGUGAAGCAGCACUCCACGGCCCUGUAUCCCUGCGGCGGCACAGGAACAGCCCCCGAGCUGCAAGAGAAGCCAGGUGGCCAGAGAACCCCGCCCCGGGGAGAGCUGCAGACACCAGGAGGCUGCUGGGUCCUUGCGGAACCUUAAAAAGACCUGCUGAGUACAGGGACGGCGACCUCCCCCAGGCAGCAGACGGGACAGCCAACAGCACGUCCCUGGCGGCCACUGGGCACAGGAGCUCCCCAAGUAACCUCACAGAGACCCGCGGCCUGGGAGGCGACGGGGGUUCCGCCCAGCGUGCCAGCCACAGAGCCUUGCUCAAAGGUGCUGGAGGGCAGCUGCCUGGGGCGCCCCCUGGCCACUCCUGCCAGGACCGAGCCCUCCCUGGGUCCACCCAGGGCCGUUCAGGCGGCCAGCUUCUCUGGCAAGGACAGCGACCCUCGGCUCCUCAACGAGUGUGCACACCGGAAGUGCUACAGCCCCAUCUCCCACACGCCAUCCGCCAGACCCGCGGUCUCCAGGCCCCGACCCUGGGGACGGCUUAGCUCAACAUGCAGGCAGUGACAGGAGAGCCAGUCACCCCCGAUCCUGCUGCCAUCCCACAAGCCGCCCUGACCCCUAGGCAAGCUCGGAACCCGCCAGCCCCACGCCACCCGGCUGGGCUCCGUGGUCCCGGGCUCCACCAGACUGGGGGCUGUCCAACCUUCAGGCCCAGCCCUCCAGCUCUGCCGCUGGCCCCGGUUCUCCAGGCACCAUGUGACGACCAGCCCUACCGAGGACACGAAGGCCUGGCAAGGACCCAGGUGGCUCUGCCCCCGCGGGCCUGGGUGAGGCCCCACCUCCCAACCAACACUGCACUUUGUGCCAAACCCGACUGCGCCAGGCCCGUGGGGGCCGCGGGCCCUUCCUCCUCCUGUACUCUUCCUGGGGGGCAGACUGGGAUUUCCAAUCCCACCCCAACGAUGCCAGAUCCACGCAGCAGUGAUUCUCGGCCGGGGGCACUGCGUCCCCAAGGGGACAUCUGGCAACGGGGGCUGCCACGGCUGGGCGAAGGGGACGGAGCAUCGAGCAGGCAGGCGCCACGCACGCUGUGACACACAGCGAGGCCCCCAGCAGAGCCACCGGCCAGAUGUCACCCAGGCGGAGAGAACCUGAUCUGAGGGCAGCUGGCCAGACCCCCGGGAGCCAGAGCAGGCCCCAGACUCCUGAUGCAGGUCACCUUACCUGUCAGUCACAGGGAUAUAGAGACAAGCCACUGCCGCUGUCUCCCGGGCGGGCGGACGCCAGACACGGUGUCGAAGGGCCCUGCCCCACGCUGCGUGGCUUUGGUGCCUGUCCCCACCAGCCUGUGGGCAGAGACCACGGCCUACGUCUCUGCGUCCCCACCGCCUGGCCCGGCAUCCGGAGUUCAGAAAUGGGAGGAGGGCAGGGAGAGGCUCUGCCACCUCUCUCCACGGGACGUCACGCCCUCCACAGCCUCAGCACCGGCAUGCCCGGGACCCAGGAGCCACAGCUCAGGGAUCAACAGCCUGGCCUGUGCCCAGCUCCCCUGCGUCCCCAGGGCUGGCGCAGCACAGGGACAACACGGUUCCCAGAAGCUCCUCCGAGCGCUGGGCCUGCUGUCCUGUUGCAGGGUGAGAGAGACAGGCGUGGCCCUGCCCCUGAGCCCAAGGUGCCGCAGGGGAAGACCUGGACCAGCACCGAUGGCCGCAGCCAGGGCCUCCGCGGGGGACAGGGAGCAGCCCUGGAGGGCAGCCUGGGCCCAGCUGGGGAUGCCGGGGACUCCAUCCUGUGGGCUGCUGCUCCUUGAAACAGUGAAGAGGGCCGGGACGCGCAGCGAGAGCAGAGUGCCCAGGACAGAGGGCGGCAGAGGCGGCAGCGCAGCUCCUCCAUCUGGGUCCCCAGAAUCACGUGCUGGAGCCCAGCCACGGGGUCAGGAGGCGGGGCCUGGGGUCACAGUCAGGAGGUGGAGCCCUCUCAGUGAGAUCAGGCAACACAGGCUGGCCAGACUGCCAGGCCCACGGCCAUCGGGGGAGCUGGGGCUCCAGCCGGGCGACGGCUGCGGCCUGUGCCCUCAGCCGCUGCAGCUGGCUCUGUGCUGCCUGGAAACCCGCGGGGGCCUUGAGGACCCCCAGGAGCUGGAGGGGCAGGACCCCUGAAGGCGUCAUGGCAAGAGGGAAGCUUGGGGGCCAGCAGACAAGGCGGUCUGGCCGGCGGUGCCCAGGGAAGGCCAACUUCACUGCCCGCAGGGCCUCCACAGCACCCUCACUUCCGGGUCUGCAACAGUUGGGACCUGGACUGUCCCCGAAAGGCCCACAUAUUGGUGCUACUGGGACAGAGGCCCCUUUAAGAGGUGGGGCCUGAGGGAAGGAGCUCAGGUCAUGGAGGGCAUGACCCUGACCGGGAUGCUGAGAUCCUGGCCCCUUCCUUUUUCUGGCUUUGCUUCCGGACCACCGUGAGAUGGGAGUUUCUCCCAUCACACAGAACGCGGUGAUGUGCUAACUUCACACAGGCCCAAAGGGAGGGACCCAA
Messenger RNA from Sciurus carolinensis (gray squirrel), 2758 nucleotides. Its product is annotated as translation initiation factor IF-2-like. The transcript has 2 exons. The record is from RefSeq and is a predicted model, not a curated record. Bases 1435 to 2385 code for a protein of 316 amino acids. NCBI's taxonomy places the organism in Eukaryota, Metazoa, Chordata, Mammalia, Rodentia, Sciuridae.